This is a messenger RNA of Sinocyclocheilus anshuiensis, 1781 nucleotides long. Its product is annotated as protein-L-isoaspartate O-methyltransferase domain-containing protein 2-like. Gene Ontology annotation, biological process: protein modification process. The transcript is spliced from 6 exons. Gene Ontology annotation, molecular function: protein-L-isoaspartate (D-aspartate) O-methyltransferase activity. Gene Ontology annotation, cellular component: cytoplasm. NCBI's taxonomy places the organism in Eukaryota, Metazoa, Chordata, Actinopteri, Cypriniformes, Cyprinidae. The record is from RefSeq and is a predicted model, not a curated record. The coding region runs from base 206 to 1396 and encodes 396 amino acids.
GCGUCAGCUGGUUUAUGUUUAUAUCGCAUCAAUUUUUUCGCAGUCAAGCUAGACCUUAUUGUGCCCGGCUCCAAAUACACGACAUACGCGAUAAUGUAAUCGAUGAACAUUGCUGGUUUGCACGAGACAACCGCUGAGGUCCGAAAUCACACGACAGUGACAGGCACACCUCAGGACUGUCUUUAGAAGCUCUUCUGCUGUCAUCAUGGGUGGAGCCGUCAGCGCGGGUGAGGAUAACGAUGAGCUGAUUGACAACCUGAAGGAGGCCCAUUACAUCCGCUCAGAACUGGUGGAGAGGGCCUUCAGAGCCAUUGACAGAGCGGACUAUUACCUGGAGGAGUACCGUGACAGUGCGUAUAAAGACCUGGCCUGGAGGCAUGGAAACCUCCAUCUGUCUGCUCCAUGUAUCUACUCGGAGGUGAUGGAGGCCUUGGACCUGCAGCCUGGCCUGUCUUUUCUCAAUCUGGGCAGUGGGACGGGUUAUCUCAGCACCAUGGUGGGCCUUAUACUGGGUCCGUUUGGUGUGAAUCACGGUGUGGAACUGCAUGCGGAUGUGGUUGAUUAUGCAUAUGAGAAACUUGACCACUUUAUUAAAACCAGUGACAGCUUUGACAAGUUUGAGUUCUGUGAGCCGACCUUUGUGGUGGGAAACUGUCUGGAGAUCCCUCCGGAGAGCCGGCAGUAUGACAGGGUGUACUCUGGAGCAGGAGUUCAGAAAGAGUAUGAGAACUACAUGAAGAACCUGCUAAAGGUUGGCGGGAUCUUAGUUCUCCCCCUGGAAGAGAAGUUGACCAAGAUCACCCGCACAGGUCAGAGCUCCUGGGAGACCAAGAAAAUCAUCGCUGUGACCUUUGCCCCGCUCGUCCAGCCCAAACAGAAUGUCAAUGGCAGACCUAGGAGCGUUCCUUUACGUGAUUCACCCAAAAAUGCAUUGCAGGACCUGUCCCGGAUUGCUAUUCGCCACACUCUGCGGCAACCUAUUGCUAUGGGGGAAGGACACACAAAAAGACGGGUGUCUUUCCCAGGGGCCCGGGCCAUGCACCGCUACGGGCCCCGCUUCGAACGCCGCCGCUUCUGCCGCCGUUUCUACCGCCAGUGCGUCAACUCCGUGGUUCUCCACGACUCCAUGAUUCCCACAGCCAUGGACGAUUGCAACUACCCUGGAGGGGUGGAAGAGGAAGAAGAGGAAGUGGAGGAGGAAGAGGAAAGGGGUUGUCGCCGAGUGAGAGAAGACCUGCCCGAGGAGGACGAGGAAGGAUGCGGCACCGAAGAGGAGAAAAGCAAAAGUGGCUGCGCUCGUGUAGAGCCUCCCGUUAAUAUUCUGAGGGAGAAGAUUCUAAGACUCCCGUUACCUGAACCCCUGAAGAUGUAUCUGCUGUAUUACAGGGAGAAAUGAGACGUGGCGAGAGAUAAUACGUGUGGUGUAGCGCUAAGACGAUUAGACAUGAAGAAAAGCCUUUCUCUUCUUCCUCCUCCUCUCAACUGGAUUUGCAUGACAAUUAAGUCCUCAAUUAAUGACAUCAUGAUAUCCAUAUCCCUUUGAAAAGCAAAGCUCCUUGAUUCGGGAUGUACAGAGAUGGAACUGAAGGACUGAGCUCAUUUCCCGAAUAAUCAACGUCGCCUGAGCUCAUGCAGCUCUUUUUUAAUUCAGUUUUCCCCUCGAUUGAGAUGAUCAAAGUGUACCAUACGAUACAUUGUCCCUGUGGGAAAUGUUUGUUGCUGUGAGCUCUUUUAGAGUAGCGUCACUUUGGGAAGUGGCAUAGUGUGACACGGUGGAUUGA